CUUUUCUUUUCAUCAUUCUGUUCACUAAUAACAAAUAAGAAUAGCACCUUUCUAUAUCGCAUAUCCUAUUCAAACUAUAUUUAAAGCUUAAAACAUGGUCGAUGAGGAACAAAGUGUAUCACAGGCUCAUCAAUCGCAGGAGCCACAUGCUGCCACUACGGCAGUAUCCAACAUAUUUGAUCCGGUAGUGGCGCAGAACAUAGAAAGAGAGCCCGUGUCUGCUCCAGCUGUAUCAUCAUCUGGCAUCAGCCACCCGCAUAUAUUUAGAAAGGGUACAUUGAUCGAAAUCCCUGAUGUGCUACCCAAGCCCCUGCAGAGCCGCCCAAGCCGCAGGGGUAAGACAGCAGCCCUCAAGCAACGGCUGGUGGCGAUAUGCAUUAAGAAUGAUGAUCAGGCCAAAUAUGUCAUUGAAUGGGUUUUGGAGACCGAGCUUAUCCCCAGGCGGGAUAACGUGGUGCUCAUCCAUGUGCGGCAGGCUGCCAAUGGCAUUGUCGGCGAUCUUAUAUUAACUAACAAUGCCAAAGAGGUGGCCGAGCGCGAUCGCACAGGGGGAUACAACAUCAAGGGCGUGUCGAUUCGCGGCGUGGACAUUCGUGGCGAGCUGGUGCGCAAGCUUGUGGAGCUUAAGUGUGACCUGGCUAUCAUCGGCAACCACACGGCCAAGUCAAUGCGGGAGCGGAUAAUUGGGUGCAAGGUCGAGUACCUAACUGAAAACUCGCCCUGCCCUGUAUUGGUUGUUGGAAGCAGAAUGCAGCGGGUUGCCAAAGAUAUUACAGAUGACGCGAUCA
Messenger RNA from Kickxella alabastrina, 788 nucleotides. RefSeq lists its product as uncharacterized. The transcript is spliced from 2 exons. Lineage: Eukaryota; Fungi; Kickxellomycota; Kickxellomycetes; Kickxellales; Kickxellaceae. The record is from RefSeq and is a predicted model, not a curated record. The annotation marks the transcript as partial.